Rasamsonia emersonii CBS 393.64 is the source of this 1356-nucleotide messenger RNA. RefSeq names its product carboxypeptidase precursor. Gene Ontology annotation, molecular function: hydrolase activity. Lineage: Eukaryota; Fungi; Ascomycota; Eurotiomycetes; Eurotiales; Trichocomaceae. The coding region runs from base 1 to 1356 and encodes 451 amino acids. The transcript has a single exon. The record is from RefSeq and is a predicted model, not a curated record.
AUGAAAGUCCCCUCCGUCGUAUCAUCUCUCCUCCUCCUGGCCGGCACCACCACCGUCACCGCCGCCAGCGUCUUGGGGAAAUCUCCGCACCCCGCAUCUCCACAUAGUCAACCACAGCAGCUACAGCAACAGCAGCCAUUGCAAGCGACAAGUGAGGAUGCAGGCUCGUUUGCAGACAAGCACGAUUUGAAUCGCAUCAUUGACCAGUCCCCGUUACUUUCGUUCCAUCGGGAUAUCGUCAAGAUCGAGUCGAUCUCCGAGAACGAGGCCGAUGUCGGGGACUUUAUCAUCCAAUUCCUGCAGGAGCGAGAUUUCAAGGUCGAGAAGCAGGUGAUUGAGGAGACUGGAAGCAAUAAUGAGAGUAAACCACGCUUCAACAUCUACGCCUAUCCCGCUUCGAAUGGUCCUCCGAAGAUCCUCCUGACGAGUCACAUCGACACCGUUCCCCCGUUUAUUCCGUACUCUCUGGACUUACCUACCGGCUCUGCUUCUGCUGGUAAAGUUCGACGAGAGGAUAUCCUGAUCUCCGGUCGUGGCUCCGUGGAUGCCAAAGCCAGUGUUGCUGCCCAGGUCUUUGCCGUCCUCGAGUACCUGGAGAAGGACCCGGACGCAUCCCUGGGCCUUCUCUUUGUCGUCGGGGAGGAAAGAAGCGGAACGGGGAUGAAGUAUUUUUCGCAAUCGCCCCUCAACACGUCCCCGCCGACAUUCCACACCGUGAUCUUUGGUGAGCCCACCGACCUGGCCCUGGUGUCGGGCCACAAGGGAGCGUUGGUGUUCAAAGUCACUGCCAAGGGCCAGGCCGCCCAUUCGGGGUACCCCUGGCUCGGCCGUAGCGCCGUGUCUGCCAUCCUGCCUGCGUUGGCGAGGCUCGAUCAACUGGAGGAUAUUCCCGUGGAGGAUGGCGGUCUCCCUUCGAGCGAGAAGUUUGGCAAGACAACGCUGAACAUUGGGCAUGUGGUAGGGGGCGUGGCGCCCAACGUGGUGCCUGCGUCUGCGUACGCCGAGGCCAUCAUGCGUCUGGCGGUUGGAGAUGUGGACCUGAUCAAGGAGAUCAUCCUCAAGGCGGUGCAUGAUAGCACGGGCGGUAACGAGGAUGUGACCGUGGAAUUCAUCAACAACGGGACGGGAUAUCCGCCUGUGGACUUUGACACCGACGUGGACGGGUUCAACGUCACGACGGUGAACUAUGCGACCGAUGCGUUCCACCUGCACCUUCACGAGGGGUCUGGUGGAAGCCGGCAUGGUCGUGUUCGACGGUAUCUGUACGGGCCGGGCAAUAUCUUGUCGCGCACGGCGACCACGAGGGGCUGCCUGUGUGGCAGAUUGAGGAGGCAGUUCGGGGGUACAAGAAGCUGA